This is a messenger RNA of Phytophthora sojae, 1077 nucleotides long. RefSeq lists its product as hypothetical. The transcript has 2 exons. The coding region runs from base 1 to 1014 and encodes 337 amino acids. NCBI's taxonomy places the organism in Eukaryota, Oomycota, Peronosporomycetes, Peronosporales, Peronosporaceae. Gene Ontology annotation, cellular component: membrane. The record is from RefSeq and is a predicted model, not a curated record.
AUGGAGGAACGAGGCGCGGCCGGCAUGGCCUACGUGGGAGGACUGGGCAACGUGGCCAAGGUGCUGCUCUUGCUGCUCAACAUGGCGUUCAUGGUGGCCGGCUGCCUGCUGGUGUACUUCAGCCACCGCGUCAAGAGCUCCGGCUGGCUGGACGUCUUCCAGGGCGACUACGAGUGGAUCGGCACGUCCACGCUCAUCUUCACGCUCGUGGUGGGCGCCGUGGUCAUCGCGCUCUCAGCGCUCGGCUGUUUCGGCGCGCUGCUGCAGCAGAAGCUGCUGCUGACCGUCUACGCCAUCGUGCUGGUGCUCACCGCCGCGCUGUUCGUGGUGGUGGCCAUCGGCGCACACAUGGCCAACUCCAAGGCCGAAGACUGGAGCAGCCAGGACUACCCGGCGACGGACAAGGAGGCGUCGCUGGGCACCAACUUCAACGAGCUCUACUGCUACGCGCAGGUGCCCUACUACUGCCAGGACGCGACGGUGAACACGGUGCUGGAGAUGUUCAACGUUUCGCUCGCGGGCUACUUCUCGGACUCGACGACCAACUUCACCAACGUCUGCUCGACGGUCACGCUCGCUGCCAUCAGCGACAUCUGCGCCGUGUGCGACCUCGUUGCCGAGUACGACGAGUACUCGGUCGUGCUGGACUGGACAGAGGCGUCUUGCCCGCGCACGAGCGCCAACCAGAUCUGGUGCGGCGGCUUCCUGCUGAAUGCCACGGCCGCUGACGAUAUGUCCACCAGCGCGCCGUUCAUGGAGUGCCGCAGCGUGUUUUACGAGCUUCAUCAUCUGCGUCAUCGCCGCUGGUAUCGUGCUCGCCAUGACUGGCGUGCUCUGGAAGAAUGUGCGCGCUGCUCGACUGGAGAAGCCGCUGCCCCCUGCGCCCGCCCCGAUGUACCAGUACGGAGGUCAGCAGAAUGCAGGUUAUUCGCAGAACAGCGAGGCAGCGACCAACAGCAACCACUACAGCAUGAACUCGAACGCACCUUACAACCCCAACGCCGCCAAUCGUAGAUACGACAGCCCGUACUAGGAGCACAACGAGUCUGUGCAUGAAAAUAUCUAAGCUGUUUUUUU